AUGGAGAGUGGCCCCGGGACUCCCCCGGCUGAGGCGCUGGGGACAGCGACCGAACCCCUUCAGCGUCCGCCGUCGCCGGCAGAGCCAGGGAAGCCAGACGGGGCGGCCCCGAGCCAGGAGGGCCAGUGCCAACAGCAGCGCUUUCUGAGGGCCGCCUACAUAUGUAACCAGAGCCCCGAGGACAGCGGCCCCGAGGAGGGAGCGCUCCAGUGCCUCGUGCGGGCCUGCGAGGCCCAGGGCGCUCUCCUCAGCACCAUGCGGUUCGGGGAGCUGGACUUCGAGGAGACCACCAUGCUCGAAGCCUUCUACAACGCAGAUAUUGCUGUGGUGGACAUGAGUGAUGUCUCCAGACAGCCUUCACUAUUCUACUAUCUUGGAAUUCGAGAAAGCUUCAACAUGACCAAUAAUGUGAUCCUGUACUAUGAUACUGACAUCGCCACUGCUCUUUUAUUGAAGGAUAUGGUAACUCAGAAAAACACAGUGUCUCGUGGAAAUUAUUAUUUCAUCCCGUACAUCAUGACACCAUGUGCUGAAUACAUUUGCUGUGAGAGCGAUCUCCAGAGGCAUGCCUCAGAGUACUUGCAACCCAACUGGGACACCAUGCUGAAUACCCUGAAUGUGACCUUGGUGGACAAAUUCACUAGCCUCCUCAGGAACAUCCAAAUAACCUCAUGUAUUUAUGACAAAGAAACCUUGUUAAAUGACAUCCAGAGAUCCAGAGAGAUAUACAAGGGCAAUGAACUGGCAAAGGAGCUGGCUCGGAUCAAAUUCCACAUAGAUGAUACCGAGAUUCUGACUUCAGAUAUCAUCAUUAAUUUACUGCUGUCCUACCAUGAUAUCCAGGACUACGAUGCAAUGGUAAAGCUGGUAGAAACACUGGACAUGCUGCCUAUGUGUGAUUUGACCGACCAACAUAAUAUUAAAUUCCACUAUGCAUUUGCACUGAACGGGAAAAAUAGCGCAGGCGACCGUGAGAAGGCUUUGCAGAUCAUGCUCCAGAUUCUGCAGAACUGUGACUGCCCAGCCCCCGACAUGUUCUGCCUGUGUGGAAUGAUCUACAAGGAUAUCUUUUUGGAUUCACACUGCAAAGAUAAUGCCAGCAGAGACAGCGCCAUUGAGUGGUAUCGCAAAGGUUUUGAGCUCCAGUCAUCACUUUAUUCUGGAAUUAAUCUUUCAAUUCUGCUGAUAGUUGCUGGACAACAAUUUGAAACAUCCAUGGAACUAAGGAAAAUAGGUAUCCAGCUGAGCAAUAUGUUGGGAAGAAAAGGGUGCUUGGAGAAAAUGAACAAUUACUGGGAUGUGGGUCAGUUCCUCAGCGUCACCAUGUUGACUAAUAAUGCUGGGAAGUCCAUCCAGGCAGCAGAGAAGUUGUUCAAAUUGAAGCCUCCAGUUUGGUACCUACGAUCAUUAGUUCAGAAUUUGUCUUUAAUUCUGCGCUUCAAGAAACUCAUUAUCGAACCGUCAUCCAGGAGAGAACGGCUUAACUUCUGGUUAGAUAUAAUUUUCGAAGCAUCAAAGGAAAUUGCUGAUGGACUCAGAUUUCCAGUUCUGGUAAUAGAACCAACAAUCAAAAUCUACCAGCCAUCAUAUGUCUCUAUUAAUAAUGAUGCUGAGGAGAAGACGGUUUCUCUAUGGCUUGUCUCACCUCCAGAAAUGAAACAAACCCAUGAAUGGAAUUUUGCAGCCACUUCCAUCAAGGGAAUAAGCAUAUCCGAAUUUGAUGGACAUUGUUGCCUUCUUCACAUCUAUGAUAACUCUGAUGACUUUCAAAUCUGCUUUUCCACCGAAGAGCACUGUAAUAGAUUUUGUUCUUUGGUCAAAGAGAUGAUAACAAAUGAAGUGGUCAAUACAGUGCAGCUGGAAGAAGACACUGAUGGGGACACCUUAGAGUAUGAGUAUGACCUUGAUCUGAAUGGUAAUCGAGUUGUGCUGGGGAAAGGCUCAUACGGGAUCGUGUAUGCCGGGAGAGACCUGAGUAAUCAAAUACGGAUAGCCAUCAAAGAAAUCCCAGAGAAAGAUUGCAGGCACUCCCAAUCUCUUCAUGAGGAAAUAGCCCUGCAUAAGAACCUCAAGCACCGCAAUGUCGUUCAGUACCUGGGCUCUGUUUCUGAAAAUGGCUACAUUAAGAUAUUCAUGGAGCAGGUGCCUGGGGGAAGCCUUUCUUCUCUUUUGCAAUCAAAUUGGGGGCCGAUAAAGGAGUCCACCCUCAAGGUCUACACUAAGCAGAUCCUGGAAGGCCUUAACUAUCUCCACAAAAACCACAUUGUGCACAGAGACAUAAAGGGUGAUAAUGUUCUGGUGAAUACCUAUAGUGGAGUGGUGAAAAUCUCCGAUUUUGGAACUUCUAAACGUCUUAUAGGAGUAAAUGCAUGUGCAGAGACGUUUGCUGGCACUCUGCAGUACAUGGCACCCGAGAUUAUUGAUCAUGGAUUUCUUGGGUACGGGUCCGCGGCUGAUAUCUGGUCCCUGGGCUGCACCAUCAUUGAGAUGGCAACUGGCAAGCCUCCAUUCUAUGAACUUGGUGAUCCUCAAGUAGCAGUGUACAAAGUGGGGUUGUUUAAGAUCCACCCUGAGAUUCCAAAAGUCCUUUCAGCUGAAGCCAGAGCCUUCCUUUUAUCCUGUUUCGAGCCUGAUCCCCACAAACGUGCCACCGCCGCUGACCUGCUCCAAAAGGAUUUCUUAAGGCAGGUGAACAAGGGCAAGAAGACCCGAAUUGCUUUCAAGCAAUCAGCGGGUUCCCAGGUGACUGCCUUGACCCUGGGCAUAUUGGGGGAAUCUGAGGGCUCUAGCAGCAGAGAACGAACCCCUGACCCCCUGGAGUUGGACACCCAGCCAAACAGGUUAGAGAAUGCCUGGGAGCCCAUGCGUGGGCUCUGCAACGUGCUCAGGGUUCGGGAUGAGAGCUGCAUCACGGAAGACCAGAGGGCAGCAGACCAAAAUGCAGCAGACCAGAAUGCAGCCUUGAGCCCUGAGGACAGGGACUUGGGUCUCUUCCUGCUGCACCAGGACCGGGAGUGUCGUGUCAUCCUAUACAAAAUCCUCUGGGAUGGGCAGGACCUGUUGGCUUCCAACCUGCAGGAGUACUUGGUCCAGAACUCGGAACAACCGCACCUCGCAGUCGACCACAUCAAGCAAAUAAUUGGGAUCCUGAGGGACUUCAUCCACUCCGAGGAGCAUGGAGUGAUGGCAUCCAUGAUAUCAGAGCUAAAGGCGGACCUAAAGUUUGACAGCUUUUUACUCAGUCAGAUUCCUCUGAUACUGUUUGGAUUUCAGAAUGUUGUGACUAGAAUGUUGAGGCACCAUUUAAUUAACGCCCAGUGGCUGUUUGUGAUGGAUAUCAUCAUCCAGCGGGCGGUGAUGGCUGCAGUCGUCAUUCUCAUCUCAGAGCUCCGAGCCCACUUUGAGCCCACCUUGGAAACAGAAGGGGUGAAUGAGGACCCAGAGGAGGUGGGCCAGGAUGGUCCCCCAGCAGACCCACCUGGAACCCAGCACCAGGAGCUCGAGCGGGAUCUGGGCCUCCAGCUGGACCGUCUGAAGCAGGAGACCGGCAGACUUUUGAAAAGCCUACUUCAAACAGAGAGAGCAUACCAGAAUCUUGUACGGCAAACCCCAAAACAGAAAACUCAAGAAUUGUGCCACUCUCCAUCACAAUUAAGCUUUAAUGAGAACACAGCAUCAUCUUAUGAGCAGAGAACAUAUCAAGAGCUUGUAGACUGGUUGCAAAUGCAAGGAGCAGAUGCAAAUACUAUUGAAAAGAUUGUUAAAGAAGGUUACAAACUUUCUGAUAUUCUUAAUGACAUCACUCAGGAAGAACUCAGAUACCUUGGUCUGCGUGGUGGGCUCCUCCGCAGGCUCUGGAAUGAAGUCUCCCAGUACAGAAGACGGAGCCAGGGGGCCCCAGCAACCCAAGAUGAGGCUUAAUCAGUCAGCAAAGCCAGGGGACAGAGGGAGCAAGGAGCCCACAUCUUUGUUGUUAAAUUUCUCAUACACACACACACAAAACACCAUGAAUAAUUUAAAAACUUGAAGUUCUAAAGAGUUAGAGGACAGAGGGAGCAAGAAGCUGACAUCUUUGUUGUUAAGUGUUUCUCAUACAGACACA
This is a messenger RNA of Eptesicus fuscus (big brown bat), 4102 nucleotides long. RefSeq names its product mitogen-activated protein kinase kinase kinase 15 (gene MAP3K15). Gene Ontology annotation, biological process: MAPK cascade; protein phosphorylation; cellular response to stress. Lineage: Eukaryota; Metazoa; Chordata; Mammalia; Chiroptera; Vespertilionidae. The coding region runs from base 1 to 3921 and encodes 1306 amino acids. Gene Ontology annotation, molecular function: ATP binding; MAP kinase kinase kinase activity. The record is from RefSeq and is a predicted model, not a curated record. The transcript has 30 exons.